This is a messenger RNA of Octopus sinensis (East Asian common octopus), 1393 nucleotides long. Its product is annotated as protein mono-ADP-ribosyltransferase PARP15-like. The record is from RefSeq and is a predicted model, not a curated record. Bases 521 to 1318 code for a protein of 265 amino acids. The transcript is spliced from 8 exons. Gene Ontology annotation, cellular component: cytoplasm; nucleus. Lineage: Eukaryota; Metazoa; Mollusca; Cephalopoda; Octopoda; Octopodidae. Gene Ontology annotation, biological process: negative regulation of gene expression. Gene Ontology annotation, molecular function: NAD+ poly-ADP-ribosyltransferase activity; transcription corepressor activity.
UUGAUAUUUGUUUAUUUUCAGAUACCUCAUCACCAAACCCAUCCUUUCCUGGUCCACAACAGAAAGCAGCCCCAAUAACAUCCACGACUAAUGUGAUAUCCACAGAAAAUGUUGGUGGAGUUAAAAUAAACCUAACGAUUGGUUCAAUUACUAAUGUAUCUGUUGAUGUCAUCGUUAACAGCACCAAUGAACAUCUCCAGCUUGACAAAGGGUCUAUCUCCAAAUUUAUUCUCAAUGCUGCUGGUCCCCAGAUACAAAGCGAAUGUAACCAGAAAUAUCCUCAAGGUAUUUCUGCAUCUGAAAUAGCCAUCACUAAAGGAUACAACCUCAAGUGUAAGAAUGUAUUCAUCUGGCAUUACGCUUUUGGAAUGAAGAUUCCCCCGAUUCAAUUCUGGCAAACUUGACUCAAAUAAUAACCAUUUGUCUGGAAAAAGCUGAGGAAUUGGGAGCAAAAAGCCUUGCAUUUCCUACAUUAGGAGGUGGAAAAUUGAGGUACCCCAUUGAAGAAUUACCCGGAAUUAUGUAUGAAGCCGUGAAAAACUACUCAAUUCAAAAUACAAGCCGGAUCAAAGUUGUAAACUUUGUGGUUUAUCCUCAAGACACAGAAAUAGUAACGAAAUUUAAAGAAUAUUUCCAAGAAAUUUCAACAGAUGGUUCAACUGCAUCAUCAGCUUCAACCAAGUCUCAACCAGGGAAGUCACAGAAGAAAAAAUUUAGGCAUCGAAAUGUGAAAAAAGAAUCGGUCCCUGAUACAUGGUCACCAAUGGGAGACGAGGAAUUAUUUAAAAUUGUUCCAGUCACAAAUGGACCAGAAUAUGAUGACAUCCAGGCCACUUUCCGUCAGAAUUUGCCUUCCUAUCGUAUAAUCAAAAUUGAGAGAAUUCAAAAUAAAACAUUGUACCAUGGAUACCAAGUAUUGAAAAGAAAGUUUGAGGCAGAAAAUCCAAACAUUACAAAUGAAGUUGAUGGCCUUUGGCAUGGUACUGCUGAAGGAGCUGUUCGUGGAAUAAAUAAAUCAGGAUUCAACCGUAGCUAUUGUGGUAAAAAUGCCACACUAUUUGGUGAAGGUGUUUAUUUUGCCAAAGACAUCCAAUAUUCUGCAAGUGAUGCCUAUUCUACUCCUGACCAUCUCAGAAUAAAGAGAAUAUACCAAUGCAGUGUUCUUGUGGGAAAAGUGAUGCGAGGACAAAACGGAUUGAAAGUUUUACAGGAAUCUUACAAUUCUGCUGUUGAUAAUAUUCAAAGACCCAAAAUUUAUGUUAUUUUCCAUGACUCUCAAGCAUAUCCUAAUUAUUUGAUUACAUUCUCUAAUCAGUGAAUAUAAUUGGAAUUCAUAAAACACAUAUAAUGUGAACAGGAAUAUAUUUAACAGAAGAAAAACAAAGAAAAUACA